Capsella rubella is the source of this 1143-nucleotide messenger RNA. Its product is annotated as cytosolic sulfotransferase 7. Gene Ontology annotation, molecular function: sulfotransferase activity. Gene Ontology annotation, biological process: sulfation. The transcript has a single exon. Gene Ontology annotation, cellular component: cytoplasm. Lineage: Eukaryota; Viridiplantae; Streptophyta; Magnoliopsida; Brassicales; Brassicaceae. The record is from RefSeq and is a predicted model, not a curated record. The coding region runs from base 5 to 979 and encodes 324 amino acids.
AAAAAUGGAUAAGGAGAUCUCAAAGAACCUGCCGAGAGAAGAUGAUGAAGAAACCAUAAAUUUGAUCUCCUCACUUCCAUCAGACAUAGACUUCGAAGGCACGAAGUUGUUCAAGUACCAAGGAUGUUGGUACAACGAAAAAACUUUGCAAGCAAUCCUCAGUUUCCAACGAGAUUUCGAGCCACAAGACACGGACAUAAUUGUUGCUUCGUUCCCUAAAUCAGGCACUACUUGGCUUAAAGCUCUCACUGUCGCUCUCCUCGAGAGAUCCAAACACUCUUCUGAUAAUCAUCCUCUUGUCCUUGAGAAUCCUCAUAGCCUAGUACCAUUCUUCGAGCUCAGACUGUACCUGAAAAGCUCGAAACCAGACCUGAGCAAUAUCUCAUCAUCCCCGAGGCUAUUCUCGACUCACGUUCCCUUCCAAACGCUUAAAGAAGGUCUCAAGAACUCUCCUUGUAAGAUCGUGUACGUGUGGAGGAACUUGAAAGACGUGUUGGUUUCGUUUUGGUAUUUCAAGUGUGCAAAUCAAGAGAUAGAAGAAGCGAAAAACUCGUUGGAGUCAAUGUUUGAGUCGUUUUGCACUGGAGUUAGCUAUUACGGACCCUUUUGGGAACAUGUCUUGAGCUAUUGGAGAGGAAGCUUAGAAUACCCCAAACAUGUACUAUUCUUGAAGUACGAGGAGUUGAAAACAGAACCUCAUGCUCAGCUCAAGAAACUUGCCGAGUUCUUGGGUUGUCCUUUUACGUUGCAAGAAGAAGAGAACGGAUCUCUUGAAGAGAUCUUAGAUCUUUGCUCAUUUAGUAACCUAAAGAAUUUGGAGAUCAACAAGACCGGCAGAACACCUGGAGGAGUUGAUCACAAGAAUUUUUUCCGUAAAGGCCAAGUUGGUGACUCGAAGAAUUAUCUCACUCCUGAGAUGGAGAAGAGAAUUGAUAUGAUCAUUGAGGAUAAAUUUCGAGGUUCGGAUAUAAAGUUCUGAGUUAUCUUUAUUUAUGUGUGGUUUUAUUUUGCUUUAUUUAACCAAAGUUCCUUUUCUUGUUAUGUUUCUUCGUGUAUGAUUCAUGAUGUCUAUCAUUUGUUACUAUACUACCUUGGUGUUGGAUUCGGUUUCCUUGAAGUAAGAACAAUGAUUUGAUCCCAAAA